Molecule: messenger RNA, 135 nt
Organism: Chondrus crispus (carragheen)
Lineage: Eukaryota; Rhodophyta; Florideophyceae; Gigartinales; Gigartinaceae
Exons: 1
Coding region: 1-135 (44 amino acids)
Source: RefSeq, a predicted model, not a curated record
AUGGUACAUCUCAAGAAGCGUCUCGUGGGAUCUCGAUACAGUAGUGCUUCAGUAAAGUUUCGCCAUGGCACGCGAUGGUCCGGGCUGUCUCGGGCCAGUGCCCGAGGGACUGCUGAAGCGUUUCUGUUUCUGUGA